Molecule: messenger RNA, 3474 nt
Organism: Achroia grisella
Lineage: Eukaryota; Metazoa; Arthropoda; Insecta; Lepidoptera; Pyralidae
Exons: 4
Coding region: 185-3385 (1066 amino acids)
Source: RefSeq, a predicted model, not a curated record
GUCAAUGAUAUUUAGUUUAAUUUAUUAAUAUUGUAAAAUAAAAUUAAUUAACUAUAAGCGCAACUCUCUCGGACAUAUCCAAUUAUAGAAUAAUGGAAAACGUUUUGUACAAUGGAGCACAUGAAGAAUCCUGAUAAUACACUCAUCAAUCGAUAUAAAGGUAGUGGUUGGUGGAGGAUAGGCAAUGAACCUGCGUACUCCUCGUCGCCGUAUCUCUCCGCGAACCAAACGACGGUACCGGGCGAUAAAGGACUUUCUAUGGCGUGCUCUAGGCAAUUCCUCGCAGCAAAACAUCAAAAUAAAUUCCAGUAUUGCUAUUAAUGUAACAGAUUUGAAACACAAAAUAGUAGGUUUAGAAAAACAAUUAAGUAAUGUCAGCAAGCAACUGAUAAGAGUUGAGAGUAGUUCCAGGCAAGAAUCUAGCAUAUCCAUUCCAGAAAUUAGAAAUAAUAUAUCAGAAACAAAAGAAGAACAAGCUGAGGCUUCUUGUGAAAGAAAUUCAAAUGGAGUUGAAACUAAAGUUUUGUAUAAGACAUCCGAAAGUCAAUAUAGAAAAUCAGAUGACAGUGAAAGCGUAUCGAUACUAGAUCACAAUGACAAUAAUGUAAAUGUAAACGCGAAGAAGUUUUUAACACAGGGUGAUAAAUAUUCCAGAUCAAAACUAAGGAAGAAUAGGGAUAAAAUAAUCAAUAGAUCAAACGCAACGGAAGAAUGCCACCCAGAUAUACUUCAUCAUAAAACUAGAUCGGUAUAUGAUAACUUUGUCACAGCAUACUCAACUAGCAGUUAUCAUUCACUCAUUGAACCGAAAUGUAAUGGAUAUAUUUACAAUGACCAACAAAAUCGAAAGUAUAAUAGCAAAUAUGAAAGACAACGCGAUGCUCCCGAGUUCUUUAAUGAAAUCCCAAAAAAGUUAAAAGAUCAACACAAAAGAAUCAAACCACAUAAAUCUAUGUACAUUUAUGAGGAUCUUAAACGUGAUAGAAGCCGUAGAGACACACAUGAACGUGAAGUGGAUAGGGACUUUAUUGCAGACCUUAUAAGAAAGCAAUAUAAACAAACGAGAAUAUUUGGUAAACGAGAAUCGGAUAUCAGUCAAUUCUCUGCUCCUGUUUGCCGUGAUCAAGAAUAUACUAUAAACGAAAAUAUUCUAGAAGGCUCAGAAUUAUGUUCCUGCUGCUACGAUGGACGAAGAAGGGUUAAAUACGUGCACGAGAAUGAUCUCAAUGAUAUGCGAAGUAUAUGCGAUACGCGGUUGUACAGUUCGAAGAGAAAUACACGACAUAAAUACCAUAGAAGAUAUGUUAAUAAUUAUAAUGAUUCCACACUUUACGAUUUAAUUCCAGUCAAGGAAAAGUCAAGUCCAAAAUCCAGGAGAAAAUUCAUAGAAGAUUCUCAAUACUAUAAGGAGGUACCUCCGUCACCGCGAACUCUUAGACCACGAUUAAAUUUAAAAGCGCAGUACUCUAACGAAAUAGAAGAUGAAGCAACUUACAAUAAACGUAGGAAUAGAAGAAGACGACAAGACUAUGGAGAUACUCCAGACAGUAAUGAAUCCAUUGGAUUAACUAACAACCAGAAACAAUUACAAAAAUUUCAUCAAUCUGAUAAAAUCAACCAAAUACAACAAGGUAUGGAUACAAUGAGUAGUCUACAAUCCCCAAUUUCUAACAAUGAACAAGGCAAUGGUACUACAAACGACAUAUCAUUAAAUAAGUCACAGGAAUCGGACUCAUGUGCUGACAAAACGGACAAAGCUCUGUGUGAAAUAAAAGAAAUACUUCAAAGUUUUUUACAGGAAAUAAAGAAAGAAUCUAUCUCACAAUGUGGUAAAUCUGAAAUAAGUAAUAAAUCUGGAGAGAAACGACUGAAUGAUUGCCAAAAUGGAAGUAAAAUAAAUGCUGGUAUGAUAAAAAAUAACAGUGAAAUCGGUAUAAAUAACUUUAGCAUGUCACCAAGUAGUUUACCACCAGUUUCACCUUUUAUACCAGCGUUUACGAAUCCGUGUUGUUACCCACUACUACCUCUAUAUCCUAUGAACUACAUGCAAAAUGGCUACGUCGUGCCAAGCCCAAGUUACACGUGUGCUAAUUGCACAAACAAUAAAGAAGAAGUUCAUGAAAAUAACCAGAAUACUACAAACGAUACAUUUAAUACCACUGCUAACAACGAAACUGAUCAAUUAAUAAAAGAAAUUUAUAAUCUCGUUACGCAAAGUCCUAAAAGUGGACGUAAAAAAGACAAUUGCGAUAGAAGCAUUAAAGUUCGAAAUGAGAAUACAGUAUCAAAAAUGCUGACUUCAAGAAGCGUCGGUGGUAGCUCUAAAAUGUCUAAACAUGAUGUUAAGGUUGGAACGCCAAAAAUUAAAUGCUAUUCCAAGAGUUGUGAAGCUAUCGGUUCCCCACACUCGGAUACGUAUUACUCUCGAACAAACUCGAGCUAUUCAGACACUGUAUUAGAGAAGCUUAGUUUAGAAGCCACAGCAACGGAUACUGUAUUAGAGACCGAGAUCAGCAGUGAUCCAACUACAAUAAAAAAGGGCAAAGGAAGCAAAUUCGCAAAUGUGUUGCGAUCAUUUGGGUUUCUCAAAAAGAAGAAGAAUGAUGCAAUAGAAGAAUUAAGUGAGAGCGAAAGUACAAUAGAAGUAGAUGUAAAGAAGAAGUCACCGUUUAGGCAAGAGGUGACCAAUUACAUGAUGCAAGGACAGGAAUACUUUCAUCAGCCACCUAUACCAUCGGCUACCCAACAAUAUCAAAACCCUCAGUUCCAUCAACAUUGCAAUGACUAUUCGCAUUGUUGCGGCCCUAAUUACAUUGGUUAUCAAAGUCCCAUAUUAUCACCAUAUAAAAUACACAGUACUCAUAGAGAACAUGAAAAUUUACGCCAUCAUCAUCACUAUUCACCACAGGAGCCUACAGCUCCUUAUCCAAACUCUUUCCACAACUACCCCCAAAUGCAAACACAAGUUCCGUUGUGUCUCAAAGAAAUAGAAGUGAAAAACAUUGCGACCCAAAGCGACAGAAAAAUGGCAUUCUUUAAGAAGCUUACUAAGAGAAUGCAGCCGCCAACAACGCAAAGCGAAGAGGAUCCUCAGAAAAACUGCUCCACCCAGACUGCUAUGGACAAACCUGUCUUGUUUAACUGGAAGAAUUUGCAGGCCAAACAGAACGUGACUUUUAAGAAUGACCCAUUGAAGUUUUCGCAUAAAACACAAAAAGAAUUAGCGAAUGGUGACGCUAACAUGAGAAACGCAAUGCUGAAAAAGCUAUUUUAUAAGAGAAACCCUUUUUCUCCUAGGAACUUAAUCGUGAGGACGCUGCUUGGGAAAGACAAGUCUAGUUUCGGCGACCCACCAAUGAUGUAUCGACCUCGAAUGUUCUUCUGAGUGAACAGCGUUAAUGUGCAUGUGUAAUAAAAUGUGAAAAUUGAUUAGUUAUUUGUCCUAUAUUGUAACUUGUAACAUUAAAAUGUUGU